GUUGAAAGAACAAUUCAUGACAAAGGGCAGAACUCCAGCUCUAUUCAGCGCCAGUGUACAAAACACAAAACAAGAGUCCUGCUGUUCUCAUUCUAUCUGCAUCAGAUACAAAUGGGAGGUGGUGAAGCGGGCUGCACGAGUUCAAAUCUAUGGCUUGCUCAAGACCCCAGCAAAAGAUGGGGUGAAAUAUUUUUCCUUCUAUGCACUCCCUUUUGGCUCACUCUUUGUCUCAGAAUUGUUGUUCCUUACAAACUUUAUGAGAGUUUCACAGAGUGGGAAUACCUGAUUGUGGGACUUAUUUCAGCACUGCCUGCUUUCAUUAUACCUAUAAUUUUUUGUUGGAAAGGUAACAUUGCGGAUAGCAGCAAAUGUUGGAAGGAUCGUUAUUGGAUAAAAGUGAGUAUUGGUUUUGCUCUUCUUUUCUUUUCUCUUCCCUUUCUCUUUACAUUGCUAAUCUGUGGAUCAUGCUUUUCAGUUACGUGGGGAAUUACUUCUGGACUCAUUAUUUUCUCUGUCUUGGGCGCCUCGUAUACUUUCCCAUCAUGGAAAAUGAAUAACGAUUCAGCAUUAUACGGCCCACUGGCCGGAGAACCUGCAGUGGGGUUUCAAAGCCAACUGGAUUUUAGGCCUUUCAUACUUCAUAGCAUAUCUAGAGACUGUAGCUAUUUCCAAUCCUCCAUGUACAAAUAUGGCUCCUUGUUCUAUGCCAUUUACUUUGUCAUUAGCUUCCCUAUGUUCUUUAGGAUUGACGAGAAACCUGGUGAUUGGUGGGACCUGCCUAGGGUGGCCAUUGAUGCUUUAGGUGCUGCAAUGUUAGUGACUAUAAUCCUCGACUUAUGGCGUGUUUUUCUUGGCCCGAUUAUACAAAUUGCAGAUUCAAAACAGUGUCUUCAACCGAGACUGCCUUGGUUCCCGGGGAAUGCCUAAAGUGGGACCCAUUGGGAUAAAGCAAGCAAGAGAAAGUUCAUUCAAUUUAUACUGGUCUGGGCAUCUUUUUUAGCUACUCCUUGUAACUAUGAAUAUAUUUGGUCUUUUGUGCAGGCUGAUUUUUUUAGCAGGAUUUGAGUUGCCAUGUUGUUUGUUCAGUAUCUUUGCUCGCAUGUUUUCAAGUGUAGACUGUAGAAUGAUGAUGGAUUCCAACUAAUCUGAGUUUUCCUUUUAAUUUAAUAGUGAUUUGAUUCAUGGGUUGUUG
Molecule: messenger RNA, 1192 nt
Organism: Striga asiatica
Lineage: Eukaryota; Viridiplantae; Streptophyta; Magnoliopsida; Lamiales; Orobanchaceae
Source: the annotation of a GenBank genome assembly